Physcomitrium patens is the source of this 2644-nucleotide messenger RNA. Its product is annotated as small RNA degrading nuclease 5. Gene Ontology annotation, cellular component: nucleus. The record is from RefSeq and is a predicted model, not a curated record. Lineage: Eukaryota; Viridiplantae; Streptophyta; Bryopsida; Funariales; Funariaceae. Gene Ontology annotation, molecular function: exonuclease activity; nucleic acid binding.
CAUUGGGCGUUUGUGCACCAGUUCGCGGUUGUCCACCUCCGGCACUGUUUGAGGAUGAUUUGCGGCACUGCGUUUCAUGAAAUACUUUUUGCUACCCAGCGGUGCAGGUCACACUUAGCGCUGAAACUCCCACACACUCAUAGUCGAGGGGUUCGGCAGGGGCUUCCAUAUGUCUCUUUCGAUAAUGAUGCUGAACGUUGAUAAGGAUGAGGGUUUAUGCUGAACGUUGAUAAGGUUGAGGGUUUAAGGUUUAGGGUUUUGAGAUGAACAGGAAGAUCAUAAGCGUAAAAUUAGAAUGCAUUGAAUAGAUUGUGGGAAGAAUUGCAACAGAUCCCGGUAGCGAGAUCCUUGCUAAGGGCAUAAGAAGUAGGGGUGGUGAUCAUUUGGUGUCUCUAUGUGAAGUUUGCCAUGUUUUGACUGAAGAUGGUUGAAGAGGCUACUAUGGCGGUAUUAGAAGAAAAGAAGGUUCAACGCGAUGUGCCCACAGAGCAACCCAGUGUCAAAUUGAACCGACGUAUGCUGAAGAAGAAAAAGCAGCUUUUAGCGCAAGGGAAGGGCACCAAGAGCGAGUAUUUUGACGUGUAUGGUGCUGACGCGAAGGCCGAAGUGGUGUUGCAACCUCCAGGGCCGAAUUUGAGGCUGACUUUCCAGGACUUGCAAGGGUUGGUGCUGUGGGUGCUCGCAGACGGCGAGAGUCCCAAGUGGGUAUCUGUAAAGAACAAGCCGCUCGUGACGAAAGUUGUGAUGCUACUUAUGCCGGGAUUAGACGCGGCACUUUACAUGGAGCAUCCUGCACUAUUCAAAAGCCUCUCUCAGUGUUUUGGGGUUCCUCGAGCAGCCGUUGGGGUCAGUCCCGUGGCGACUUCAGCACAAACAGUUGAGGCUCUUCUUAGUUGCCCGAAACCGCGAGUGAAGAAGAACCUGAAGAGGGCGCAUCCUGAGAGUUCAAGCUCAGAUAGUGAGGAGGAAAAGCCGGUCCAGAGCGUUAUACCGCCAGUUGAAGAUGUGAGGCGUGGAGAGGAUGGAUUGAUGCGGAGGCUGGAGAAUGAAAACUCCAAAGAAGGACACAGCGUAAGUGUUAACGGUCAGCCGCCUUUUCCUGCUUCAUAUUACACUCUGACGGCUCGGCAGAUACACGAAAAUGGAUACCCGAAGGUUGUCGAAGGGGAGGACGUUCAACCAGGUUUUGUUAGAACUCUGCCUGCCGCAGCAAAUGUGACGCCCUUGGACAUGGUCGCCGUCGAUUGUGAGAUGUGUAGCACAUGUGAAGGGUUGGAGCUCACCAGAGUAUCACUUGUGAGCUCGCAAGGAAUUGUUUUGCUGGAUAAGCUUGUAAAGCCAGGAAAUUCUAUCACUAAUUACAACACACAGUACAGCGGAAUUACAGCUGCCAUGUUGGCUGAUGUUACGACGACUUUGACAGAUGUGCAAGAAGAGAUUUUGAAGCUGGUGCACGCGGAGACGAUAUUGAUUGGUCAUUCUGUUGAGAAUGAUUUGGCUGCGCUGAAGAUUUUGCACCCCCUUGUCAUUGAUACGGCGUUGCUGUAUCAUCAUCCCUCAAGAGGGCCCACGCGCAAGCCUGCUCUAAGAAUGUUAACUGGGCGAUACUUGAAACGGAGAAUACAGAGUGACAAAGGAGGCCAUGACAGUGUGGAAGAUGCGCGGGCUGCAAUGGAUUUGACUCUUCUGAAAAUCAGCAAGGGUCCUGGAUUUGGGAAAAGGUUGAAGCCCAACUUCGAGAGUCUAAUUGAAGUCCUGGGACGUCACGGUUGUCGCACCUCAUUAAUAGACAGGCGGCCCAUCCUGCACCAGUACGCCGUAGGGUCAUGCAAUGCAAUCAUCGCAAAUUCAGACGAGGAGGUUUGUUUUAAAGCGGUGAAAGAGGUCAAGAAAACUGCUGUGGACUUCGUUUGGGCUCAGUUCACGGACUUAAAUGCGUACUAUGAGGACCAAGCGCGAGCCACGGAGGACUGGUCUAUUCGCAUGGCUGAAAUGGCUGCCAUUAUGACCUGCAAGCAGGAACCAGGGUCAGCUGGUAUAUCGCUACCCGAAGGUUUGCGAACAGUCUUGGCUAGAUUGGAUGACCGCUUCAACAAAUUCUACGACGCAUUAGAACCUAACACCUUGCUCAUAGUAGCAACUGGCCAUGGCGAUACUAGCAGUGUUCGACGUCUGCAGGAGCUCAAGUGGAAAAGGCAAGGCAGCUCACAGAAAUGGAGUAGAUGCGACGAAGACGUUCUGGAAGAAUUUGCUGCUCGAGCAGAGACUACUCUCGUCUUCACAUGUAUCAAGUAGUCUCUAUGCUGAUUAUUUCUUGGUGGAGCUACUCGUGUUUGUGAGAAAUGCGGACCAGUAGCCUCUGGGCGAAGUUUACUAAGAUCUUUAUGAGUUGUGUCUAUGCUCUGAAGAUGAUACUUAGUGGAAGAAACUAAGCAUGCAGGAUGCAGAUAACAAUGCAGGCAGAUUUCCUCUAUCACUAGCAUUUUUUGAAUAUUUUUGGCAAGCUUCUAUUGUUUGGCUUAGGUUCGGUAGGUUGGACUUUAGUGUACAAUAUCAUCAAAUUAUGUUGUGGAUAUCUAAAUUCCUUCAUAUUUCACAAUAACAUUAUUUUUCUGGCAAUUUCCUGGAAAUGCUAUUUAGAGUC